Nezara viridula (southern green stink bug) is the source of this 1932-nucleotide messenger RNA. NCBI's taxonomy places the organism in Eukaryota, Metazoa, Arthropoda, Insecta, Hemiptera, Pentatomidae. The record is from the annotation of a GenBank genome assembly.
UUAUCGUCAGGCCACUCCGCUUAUAGUUUGAAUUGGUGCAUUAUAUAAUAUGUAGUAAAGUUAUUUCGGACGCUUCAGUGACCGCGUUGUACUUAAAGCACUUUUUAAAAGAAUUAAGAUCUGCAAUAUUGCAGCAUAUCGUGAAAGUACUCUAAAAGUUUAUUAUAAAAGGAAGAACAUACUUUGGAACAUUAGCAGUGAUCUAGACGUCGGGAAGAAGGCGAAUACAAAGCGACAAGAAGCAUCUAAGAUGGUGGCGCUACCGGCCAUACUUUUACUGUUCAUCGGGGUCGUACCCUUGGAAGCUGCCAACAUCCUAAUCCUCGCCCCGAUGCCGUUGUACAGCCACACUUACGCCUUCGUAGCGAUCUUCAAGGAACUAGCCGUUAGGGGCCACAACGUUACCUUUGUAUCCCCGUACCCUCUAAAAGACCCUCCUCCGAACUGGAGGGAUGUCGAAGUGGGAUAUGUACCAUACACAGCUAAUAGCAUAAAAACCAUGAUGGACGGACCGUAUAGUUUCUAUUUUGCCUUAAAUGAUUUUUGCAAAACAUUAAUGGAAAAAGUCUUCCAAGAAAAGCUGUUUAUGGAGUUUUUGGAAUAUGAUACAACAAAAUACGAUUUAUUACUUCUGGAAUCGCAUUUCUGCCAGGAACCCCUCAUUGCCAUCAGUCACAAGCAGAAAAUUCCAGCAGUAACGUUCCAGGCGAUGUCCCUUACUCCAUGGUAUUCGUUUUUGAGCGGAAACGAAGUUUCGUUACAUUUGCAGCCUAACAUGAGAUCACCCUACACAAACCGAAUGAGCUUCCUUCAGCGGCUUCAUAAUUUUUUCAUAAACGUUCUUGAAUUGUGUAUCCAUUACUACGACUAUAUCCCUCAUCAGCAAGCUCUAAUGGAUAAAUACAUAAGAUACCCAGGAUAUGAAAACCGUCCAUCAUUGCUGGAUAUGCUGAGAAACACAUCAUUAACAUUGAUGGAUUACCAUUUUUCUGUUGGUUACCCAGAACCUCUACUACCCAAUGUCAUUCCAGUUGGAGGACUUAGUGCGAAGAUCGGGGAAAAACUACCAGAAGAAUUCAAGAACAUAAUGGACAAUGCAAAAGAAGGCGUGGUUUAUUUAAAUUUUGGAUCGGUACUGAACAGCAAACAGUUACCAGAGGGAAUGCUUGAGACAGUCCUAGCAGCAAUGGGUGAGCUCAACCACACUGUACUCAUGAAGUGGGAUCAGGAAAACGUGCCUAACAAACCUAAGAAUGUCUUAAUAAGGAAAUGGUAUCCGCAACCCGGCAUAUUAGCUCACCCAAACAUUAGAAUUUUUAUAACACACGCUGGCCUCCACGGAAUCACAGAAGCGCCAUCUGCUGGAGUUCCAGUCCUAUGCGUUCCUUUCUUCGCCGACCAGGAGUUCAACUCAAGAUAUGCAGAGCAGGCAGGGUUCGGUAUCACGCUUUUACCAAACGAGCUUACUAAAGAAAGUAUAGUGAACUCUGUCGUUAAAAUAAUAAAUGAACCCAGAUAUAAAGAGAACGCCGUGGCUCGUUCUAAUAUCUUACACGACAGACCCACUCCACCUAUUGAUAGCGCCAUCUACUGGAUUGAGUACGUUAUUCGGCAUAAGGGUGCGAAGCACUUGAGACCAGCCCGAAACGAUUUAUCUCUCUACGAGGUCCUUGGAAUCGACAUAGCACUUUUCAUAUUGUCCAUUGCAGUCUUACCUUUUCUCUUUCUGAUUUUGCUGUGUAGAAGGAGAGCGACAAAGGUUAAACAAGACUAGAUAAUUAUUAAUCAAAGAUGAUACAAAAUGAUACCAAAGUGAAUGUCAGUACAAGAAAGAAAAAGAUAGGUUUGCAAAACUGAUAACGCGAAAAUAUGUCCUAUUGCGUCCAUUCGACAUUGUUGAGAAAGACUCUAGCAGUCGAUUUUCUGUGAAAG